Messenger RNA from Lodderomyces jiufengensis, 1107 nucleotides. RefSeq lists its product as uncharacterized. Gene Ontology annotation, molecular function: oxidoreductase activity; zinc ion binding. The coding region runs from base 1 to 1107 and encodes 368 amino acids. The transcript has a single exon. The record is from RefSeq and is a predicted model, not a curated record. Lineage: Eukaryota; Fungi; Ascomycota; Pichiomycetes; Serinales; Debaryomycetaceae.
AUGACAGAUCAAAAAACCAUGAAAGCAGUUGUGUUUCGUGGACCUUUUCAAAUUGAAGUUGAAAAUAAACCAAUUCCAACAAUAACAGAACCGGAUCAAAUAAUUGUAAAAGUAUUAUAUUCAGGUCUUUGUGGAAGUGAUAUGCAUACAUAUAGAGGAAAUGUUGCACCGGGUCCCGUUGGAACCACGGUAGGACAUGAAAUGAUUGGUAUAGUUUCUGAAAUUGGUUCUAAAAUUACAAAUUUUAAAUUAGGUGAUAAAGUUAUUGCAAAUUUUUCAAUUCAAUGUGGUGAAUGUUUUUAUUGUAAAUAUGGUUAUACUGGUCAAUGUAUUAAGACGAAUACAUUUGGUAAAAAGGGAUUAGAUGGUUGUCAAGCUGAAUAUGUAUUAGUUCCAUAUGCUGAAAAUGUAUUGAAAAAAAUUCCAAAUAAUCAACAAGUAGAUGGUUCAGUUUAUUUAUUAAUGGCUGAUAUUUUCACAACUGGAUAUUAUGGAGUUAAAAAAAUCUUGGAUUUCUUCAAAAUUGAACAAGCUCAAGGAUAUCCCAUACAAGAAUUUAAAGAUAUUUCAAUAUGUCAAAUUGGAGCAGGACCAGUUGGAUUAUGUGGAUUACGUAUAUUAAAACAUUUUGGUUUCAAAAAAAUUGUUGUAAUUGAUAGUAUACCAUCAAGAUUAGAAGAAGCCGACAAAUUAGGUGCAUAUAAAACAAUAAAUUUUGAAACUCAACCAAAUGAAUUAAAAAAUUUUAUAAAUACAGAAUUAAAAGGUUUAGGAUUUGAUGCAAUUUUAGAAGUAGUUGGAGCACCAUCAGCUUUAAGAACAGCUUAUGAUGCAGUACGUAGUAAUGGAUUUAUAUCAUCCCUUGGAAUGGGUCAUGGUCAAUUACCUUUUAAUGCUUUAGAAUUGUAUUUAAAAAAUAUUAAUUUAUCGGUUGGUAGAUGUCAUGCAUGGGCUUUAUUUAAUGAAUCAAUGGAAAUAUUUGAACAAUUGAAAAAUACUUUUGAUGGAUUUAUUGAUUAUAAAACUUCGAUAGAUAAUGCUAAAGAAGCUUUUAAAUUAUUUGAUGAACAUAAAGUUAAUAAAGUUGUUUUUGAUUUUACUAAAUAA